Messenger RNA from Arachis duranensis, 3024 nucleotides. RefSeq lists its product as uncharacterized. Bases 332 to 2809 code for a protein of 825 amino acids. The record is from RefSeq and is a predicted model, not a curated record. Lineage: Eukaryota; Viridiplantae; Streptophyta; Magnoliopsida; Fabales; Fabaceae. The transcript is spliced from 5 exons.
CUCGGAAAUUGGAGAGAGUGGUGCUUCUCUUUCUCUACAUAGCUUGCAGUUGAACAGUGGUAGAGACGUGAGACUUCGUGAACAAGGCAAACCCUUUCACUCUCCUCACUCCUCACAAUCACACCCCUUUCAACAAGAAACAAGAAAGAAGCCUUCUUCUCCUCUGUUUCCAUUGUUUUGUUUUGCUUCAAUUAGAAAACCAAUCAAGCAAGGUGCUUGCCUUUUCAUCUUCAUUUUUCUACUUUUGCUCUUCAACUUCAAGUUGCUUAUAGCAGUUGGUUCAAAAUCACUGCCAUUAGGAGAUAGCUAAGCCUCUUUUGAAAGACACAAAAUGUCCAUAGAAGGCAAGCAUGUUUGUGAGGAUCAAGUGGCUGCUGGGGUCCCUAGACCACCAAUACGUUUCAGAUUGCAUCAUGGUUCAAGAACAUCUAGCACUAGCGGGAAGUAUGAUAGCUCUUUUUGCAAGACGGCUUUUUCAGAACUAGUUGAGGAAGCAACUCAAGAUGGUUCCUGUGUUAUUGAUAAGAAGAGGUUUCUAGAACAAGAUUUGGAUGCUGAAAGUCCCUUGCAAUCUUUGGUUAAGAAGCUGAAAGUCUUGGAUUCGGAUGCAUCAAACAAAACAGUGCCAGUCCCUGGGAUAAGUGAGCAGAAUGUAGAGGAUCCUGAUUCUCAGAAAAAGAAGAAGCCAUCGUUUAAGAUUGUGAGAAGGGUGGUUGAAAACAAGGGUGUUUCCCCAUCUUUCGUGGAAGAGAAGAGGAAAAAUUCAGGCAGUGGUUCGGAAUUUUCUAAAGCUUUUGCUGAACUAGAUUUGGUAGAGAAAAAGCAUGAUCAGUUUCAGAUAACAAAAUGUCAAUCGUGCUCCGUAGACGGAGGUAAUAAGGUGCUAUGUGAAGAGCCUGAAAGAAAGGCACAAGUUGAUACUAUUCAAGGAGAACUGAAUUCAUAUUCCCGAGAUCUUGACCUUAAAAAGAGUGAGUGUGAAGCAAUCCAACGGCGCAUUAAAAGGCACAACAUAGAAUUUGAAUCAAAGAAAGAGCAGCUCAGCUCCAUCGAAAAGCUGAUUGCUGAAUGCGCGAAGCAUUUGAAGUUAAAAGAGGAACAAUGUGCCAUGGAAUGUGACAUGGUGCAUAAGGUGGUCGAGCAGCGUGAUGAAAUUCACAGGAAAAAGCAGAGGGAACUCGAAGAAUAUGAUGACGAAAUUUGCAAAAUGGAUGUGCAUCUCAAUUUGCUAGGGGACUUGUUCAGAGAGUCUGACAAGCAAUUUGUGUCAACCAAAAAGCAACUUGAAGAACGGAUCAAAGUUCUUGAAGUGAACGAAAAUCAACUUGCAAAACGAAUGAAAGGCCUAGUGCAAGAGCUUAAGUCAAGCAGGAACAAGUUCGAAUGUGAACUGAAGGAGCUCCAAUUGAAAGAGAAGCAAAUUGAAAGGCAAGUGCAGGAGCUUAAGUGCAAAGAGAAUCAGUUUGAAGAACACAGAAAGGAGUUUGACUUGAAGGAAAAGCAACUUAUAGGACGAGAAAAUGAGUUUGUAUUGAAAAAGAAGCAAUACGAUGGUCAAGUAAAGGAGCUGACAGCGAAGAAGAAGGAAUUUGAUGCUGAAUUAGAGGUGCAUGAAUCAAGACUGAAGAAUUUUGAGGGUAAAUGGAAGGAGCACCAAUUAAAGGAGGCAUUACUCGAAAGCCAAGUGGAGGAACUUAAGUCAAAAGAGAAUAAGUUUGAAGAACAGACAAAGGAACUUGAGUUGAAAAAAGAGAUGCUUGCACAACAAAUGAAAAAGUUCAAAUUGGAAAAGGUGAUGUUUGAUAUACAACUGAAGGAACUGAAGUCAAAAGAGAAGCAGCUUGAUGGCAAAGAAAAAGAUCUUGAAUCCAAAAACAAUCAUCUUGAAGGACGACUGAAGGAACUUGAGUUUCAAAGGAAGCAAUACAAAGCAGUAGAAAAAUCGUACGUAGUGAAAAAAGAACAGGAUAAUCAGCCAAGUUCUGCCAGUGAUGGAAGAAGUUUGCAGUCUCUCGCAAAUGAGCAAAUGAAUGAACUCGAGUCGUGUGACAAUGAAGUUUUAGCUCAACUCCGGUCCUGCCCAGAUCCUGCAAAACUCAUUUUGAAUAUAUUGAAGAAUCCUAUAGUUCCGCAUUGUAAGAUGGAAGAUGAAGUUAUAGCCAUUGAUGAAAGCCAAAUCUUCCUUCUUCAACAGCUGAUGCAACUAUCACCACAUAUCAAACCUCAUGUCAGAGACGAGGCGAUGGAGCUUGCCCUCAAUAUGAAAGCUAGCAUGGCAAGAAAUAUUGAAAAUCCAAAUAUGGUUCUUGGUUUCCUGCAGAUUUUGUCCGCUUAUGGACUAGUUUCUUCUUUCAAUGGAGAUGAAGUUUUUAAGCAUUUUGAAAUCAUUUCUCAGCACAAGCAAGCGGUAGAGCUCUUCCAGAUGCUCGGUCUUAAGGGUAAAAUCUUUGAUUUGAUCGAGAAUCUUAUAAAGAACGAGAAGCACAUUGAAGCUGUUAGAUUCAUCUGUGCAUAUAAGUUGGAAGAGAAGUAUCAACCAAUUCAUCUCCUUGAAGCACAUGUGAACAAAGCAAAGUUGAUUUGUGAAAACAGUUGCAACAAAACUAAGUUCAUUGAGAUGAAGGUUAAGGCCAUGGAUAAAGAAAUUGAUGGUCUAGGAACUGUUCUGCGGUGCAUGUCAGAGAACAAAUUACAACAUGAGGAUUUACUCAAGGUGAUUCUAAAUCGCAUUCUUGAGCUAGAAAGAUUCAAAGCAAGUAGUAUUGUUUCUGAUAUCAUGGCUUUCUUCCAACAUUGCUUGGACCUGUAGUAAAGAAACGUGGUAGUAAAAAAAUGGGGUAAAUAAGAUAACUGUGUUCUUACUAUUUGAUAUUAACCUGUCUGGCAAGAAAAAAAUUGUAAGAGUGAAUAUUCCUCCAUUAUUUGCUAACUUUAUUUUGUUCAUGUCAUUUUGCUCUAUUUGGAGCUUAGAAUGUCAGCUACAAUGUAUACUGCUUUAUUUAGUUUAUUAAUUCCUGAAUUUGU